Molecule: messenger RNA, 1894 nt
Organism: Nematolebias whitei (Rio pearlfish)
Lineage: Eukaryota; Metazoa; Chordata; Actinopteri; Cyprinodontiformes; Rivulidae
Product: A-kinase anchor protein 7
Exons: 11
Coding region: 277-1599 (440 amino acids)
Cellular component (GO): cytosol
Molecular function (GO): protein kinase A regulatory subunit binding
Source: RefSeq, a predicted model, not a curated record
UAACUCGUUAGCAUGAGAGCGUAAAUGUUAAAACUUACAUCUUUAUUGUGGACAGUUUUUGUCUAAGACUACAGCAGAAACGCGUUUUAGACCAGCAACAUAACAGCGAGUUAAAAAAACAAUUUUUACAGUUUUUAUUUGAUUUUGACUUUGUUUUGGUAGCGCAUGUCAAGUUAGCCGUGUGGAAACUGCACAUGAUCUUGAGCAGUCUGACUUAUUUCAACAGGUGUUAGCUUUAAGGACGUGCAACAAGUAACUUAAAAGUUUCUCAUUUUGAUGCAGCCAGCCAUCAUCUAUGGACCAGAGGCAAAUGCUGCUGUCUCAGAUGAUGAAGAUGAUGAGGAGGAGGGAGGCAGUGGUGGUGUUGGUGAAAGUUCGGUUGGAGAGGAGACUGUCAUGGGCCAGGGUGAUGAAGUCAAAGUGGAAGUCCAUGAAAGCGUCACAGAUUCUGGAGUCUCUGUAGUUUCCUCAACUCCAACAAAAACAAGUGAGAAAAUAUCAAAGUGGAAAAUGAGAAGGGAGAAACUGAAGUUGAAGAAGAAGCAGCUCAAGUCAACUGAGACGUCUGCCAAUUUAAUGGCAGAGCUUCCAUUUGCGCUGACCAGCCCCACCACAUGGAAAGAGCUGGGAUUCCCCAAUCCUGCAUUAUCAGAGAAAAAAAGAAAGAGGAAAAGAGACAGCGGAGGACGAGGGGACAGUGAGGAGGAUGGAGACCAGAAGAAAAAAAAGAAAAAGAGCCAUCGACCCAAUUAUUUUGUCUCCAUUCCCAUCACAAACACACAGAUAAAGUCAGCUGUGACUGAAAUCCAGGAGGCUGUGCUUCAGCAGGAACCACGACUGGCCAAAGCCAUGAUCCCUGUCCCAACUCUUCACAUCACUCUUCUAGUCACUCAUCUUACCAGUCAGGAGCAAGUGGACUUGGCUGCAGCUGUGCUGGCUCAGGUUGAGCCGUCAGUGGCUGAGCUGCUGGGGGGGCGGGAUCUGGUGCUGCCCUUCUCGGGAAUCGGUCAUUUCAGGAAGGAGGUGGUGUUUGUUGGACUGGACACAGGACUACACAGACACACACUGGACAGCCUGGCAGAGUUGCUGCAGAGCCGUUUUGAGGAGCAGGGUCUCCUACAGAGAGACUGCCCAAGCUUUGAGCCCCACCUCACCAUUAUGAAGCUGUCCAGAGCACCAAAACUACGAUCUCAGGGUAUAAAGCGCGUGAACCCAACCCUGUACUCCGAAUACACAAACAAGAUUUUUGGAAACCAGACAGUGGAGCGGGUGGAUUUGUGUUCUAUGUUGAAAAAGAAGCAACAGGACGGAUAUUACCACACUGAGACUUCACUACAGCUGGAUUUAACUCCGGGUCCAGUCCAUGCCAAGCGCUCAAGUGGGCGUCGCAUUUCUGAGCCCGAUGAGGCGGAGCUUCUGAGGGUCAGCAGGCGAUUGGUUGAGGAUGCUGUCAAUCGCGCCCUGCAACAAUACAAACAGGAAACACUUCAAAACGGGGGCAGGCCUAACGCGGCAACGGUGCAGCCCCCCGGAAACACCGAGGACACCUCUACAAAGACAGACACUACAGCCAACUCCUCCACAGACAACAGGAAGUGAUGUCAUCGAACGGGGGCGCAUGGACUGGAAAAAUCCAGCAGCUUAGAAAACAUCAACCAAGCCUGACGGCCCAGGAGAGAAGAUCUGCGCUCAGAGGCUGAAUCAGAUCCGAACAGUCGGCCCCAUUAGCCGACCAGCUCCACCCAGCCGACCAGCUCCACCCAGCCUCGCGCUCCGACCAACGCUCCACCUGAGCCGAACAAAAAGCUCCUUAAUCGAUCGUAGCUCAACAUUCGGCUGCUUACUCCGCUGUGAAACAUCCAACAGCAACGACGGGAUAUAUUUUUACACAGGC